Messenger RNA from Alexandromys fortis (reed vole), 4361 nucleotides. It is a transcript of the gene Dgkk, whose product is annotated as diacylglycerol kinase kappa. Gene Ontology annotation, biological process: intracellular signal transduction; diacylglycerol metabolic process; lipid phosphorylation. Lineage: Eukaryota; Metazoa; Chordata; Mammalia; Rodentia; Cricetidae. The record is from RefSeq and is a predicted model, not a curated record. The transcript is spliced from 28 exons. Gene Ontology annotation, molecular function: ATP-dependent diacylglycerol kinase activity. The coding region runs from base 1 to 3849 and encodes 1282 amino acids.
AUGGACGGGGUAGAUUCAGCGGCCCAGGGCACUGCCCAAGCUCAGGAUGGAGAGGAGCCGGCCGAGUCCCCAGAGCCGCCACCGCCGCCUCCCGCUCCGCCGCCGGCUCCUCCGCCGCCGGCUCCGCCGCCGCCAGCUCCUCCACCAGAACCAGAACCAGAACCAGAACCUGCUCUGGGACCCUGUCCAGAGCCGACUCCAGAACCAGACACAGAAACAGAUGCAAAGUCAACCCCAGAGCCGGCCCCAAAGCCGGACCCAGGACCAGACUCAGAGCCGGAAUCAAAGCCGGACCCAGAACUUGUCCCAGAGCCGGCCCAGGAGCCGGCCCCAGAAUUUGCCCCAGAGCCGGCCCAGGAGCCGGCCCCAGAAUUUGCCCCAGAGCCGGCCUCAGAGCCGGUCCCAGAACCUGACCCGGGUCCAACAUCAGCGUUGGUCCCCCAAACGACUAGAGAGCCUACCACAGAUCUUGACAUAGGGCUGGUCCUAGAGUCAGCCCCAGAACCUGCCAGGAAGAGGGCCCCAAAGUCGCGCCCUGAGCCAACUUCAGAGAGUCCAAGGAUGAGUUUAGCACUACAACUGUUGCAAUGUCAGAUAGACCCUGGAGAGAGUGGUCAAAAGUCAUCUCCAUUGCCAUCGCCCAGAACGCCACUAACUUGGUCCAAAGUAAAGAAGAUCGUGAAGGAAGGACAGCUGCUUAAGAACUGUAACUCCUUCAAGAGAUGGAAGCUAAGAUAUUGUAUGAUUCAAGGACAGAAGCUCCUCUUUGCACACCACCCUUCGUUUGCGCACUUUGAAACAAUUGAUCUGUCACAAGUUGUCUUGGCAGAAAGCAGCUGGAGAAAUCUUGACCACGGUUUCUGUAUUAUCACACCAGAUCGAAAAAUCUCCUUGGUUGCACCCAGUCGGAAAGACAUGGAAGACUGGAUUAACGUCAUAAAAACUGUCCAGCAGGGAGAGACCCAGAAGAUACCUGCAGCCGAAAACAAUCCUUACCUUAUCGGAAUGCACUACUGGUAUUCCAGCCAUAGUCCUCGGACACAGUUCUGCAAUGUUUGUCGCCGGAACAUUCCUGCCUUAUCUCGAGAUACCAUCAUCUGUGAAGUCUGCAAGGUGAAAUCACACAAAGUUUGUGCAUUGAGAGCGAGCAAAGACUGCAAGUGGAAUACUUUGUCCGUAACCGAUGACCUCUUUCUACCUGCUGAUGAAAUACAAACAAUGCCCCAUCAGUUGGUAGAAGGAAACAUACCUGCCGACUCUCGUUGUGCAGUAUGUCAUGAGAGCUUCGGUAGUCAUCAAAGGCUUCUGGAAUUUCGCUGCCUCUGGUGCGCGUCUACGGUGCACGGCGCCUGCCAGAGGUGGUUUUCCAAGGAAUGUUCCUUUGGAAGUCGUCGCACGUCGAUCGUACCACCUACGGCGCUGUGCGACCCUCGGGGCGAUGGCCAAUUAGUGGUAUCGCCUGACUUCUGGAGCCUCGAAUGGCCAUUGACUUGUUCCUGUCCCUUGCUCGUCUUCGUCAACUCCAAAAGUGGAGAUCACCAAGGAAUCGUCUUCCUCCGAAAAUUCAAGCAGUAUCUCAAUCCGUCUCAAGUAUUUGACCUGGCGAAGGGUGGACCUGAAGCAGGGAUCUGUAUGUUCAAGAACUUUAGUCGUUUUCGCGUUCUGGUUUGUGGUGGAGAUGGCAGCGUGAGCUGGGUCUUAUCCACGAUUGACGCCUUUGACGUGCAUGAUAGGUGUCAGCUGGCAGUCAUCCCGCUUGGAACUGGUAAUGACCUCGCUCGGGUCCUUGGCUGGGGAUCGUUCUGGAAUAAAAACAAGUCCGUACUGGAUAUUCUCAGCAGAAUAGAGCAGGCUAACGUGAGAAUUCUAGACAGAUGGAGCGUGAUGAUCCGUGAGAACCCCAGACAAUUCCCACUGCUAAAAGGACAGGUGAAAAUGGAUAUACCAAGAUUUGAGGCUGCUGCCAUCCGCCAUUUAGAGGAUGCAAACAAUGAGUUGAACAGAAUCCUGAAGUCCAGCUACGAUACUGAGGUUGUCAUCUCCUGUAGGUUCCUGUGCUCAACAGUGGAAGACUUUGUGACUGAUAUUGUAAAGGCCUGGGACCAAAUCAAACAGAACAAUACAGCAGUGGAGUCUGUGAUUUUGAAAAGUGACUUGAUGUAUGAUAAACUCAGCACCAUUAUUGAUAUCCUGACUGAGGAUGAGGAACUUGCCUCUAUGGAGCGACUAGCCUCAACAUACAGAUCCCAUGAGAAAACAGAUCCAGAGCCCUUCGUCCCUCAACUAGACCACUUCACAAAGUCCAAGCUGGAGGUGGUUGUCAAGGCUCACGACCUCCAGAAAUCCUUGAAGCUCAUCAUAUUCCAGGUGGAACAAGUUCUGGAUGAAGAAAGCAGACAGUCCUUAUCAGUGAAGAACUUCACAUCGAGUUUCUACCUGGGAGAAGAUGACUCAGAGGAGUUCAGUCAGAUGAGCCCACGACACCGUUCUUACUGUAGCAUCUUAUCAUCUGUGCUGUCUCUCCAAAGCGAAGACCUCAAAAAACUUGACUUAGAACACUUACAUUUUACACCUGAAACGAUACGCUUCAAAGAAAAGUGUGUCAUGAACAACUACUUUGGAAUUGGACUAGACGCAAAAAUUUCUCUGGAGUUCAAUACCAAAAGAGAGGAACACCCAGGAGAAUACAACAGCCGCAUUAAGAACAAAAUAUGGUAUGGUAUUCUGGGAAGCAAGGAACUGCUGCAGCGCUCUUACAGGAAGCUGGAAGAACGAAUACAGCUGGAGUGUGACGGAGAACCCAUCUCCUUGCCAAACCUUCAAGGCCUUGUAGUGCUCAAUAUUUCCAGCUAUGCUGGAGGUGUGAACUUCUGGGGAAGCACCAGAGCAACCACGGAAUAUGAGGCCCCUGCGAUGGACGAUGGGAAGCUAGAGGUGGUGGCAGUCUUUGGUUCUAUGCAGAUGGCCGUGUCUCGUCUCGUCAACAUGAAUCAUCAUCGAAUCACUCAGUGCCAUGAGGUGAUGAUAACUAUUAUUGGUGAAGAAGGUAUCCCUGUGCAGGUGGAUGGGGAAGCCUGGAUUCAGAAGCCAGGCAUUAUCAAGAUUAAAUACAAGAAUUCUGCCCAGAUGUUGAUGAGAGAUCGGGACUUUGAGAACUCAAUGAAAACGUGGGAAUGUAAGCAUUCUGAAAUCCAAUCUAUCCCACUACCCCACCUGGACUUCCAGGAAUCUCAAGAUAGCCUCUCUGAUAGCGAGUAUGCUCAGGUGCAGCACUUGGCUCGGCAUGCAGAAAACCUCAUUAGCAGACUUACUGACCUGAGCAAGGUCCACCAGCAUGUGUCUGUCCUCAUGGAUUCUGUGAAUGCCAGUGCUAAUAUCCUGAACGAUGUCUUCUAUAGCCAUGACAGUGCCAAUGAGGCGGGUGCAGCUUCCUGUAUUCCCAUUGAGACUCUAAGCAGAAACGAUGCAGUAGAUGUUGUAUUUGGUCUAAAAGGGCUCUACGAUGACACCAAAGCUUUCCUGGAUGAAAACUUGCUGAGAGAUGCUAUGGAUGAGGCCACCCUAAAAACUGUCCUGGAUGCCAUGAAUACGGAGCUGCAAAGGACAUUAACAAUUGACUGGUUGGGUCAAAUCCUUCUUUCAGAGGCGCACUCUUCUGACCGCAGAAGUCUAUAUCGCAGGUUGAAAGACAGAUUCCCUAGGUUGGGGAAGAAGAAACGAGAAGGGGGAGAAAAGUCGAAAUCAAAGCCAAGACUCCCUGGUUUUCUCAGUAAGUUCUGGCAUCGCAGAAAUCGUGGCAAUGAAGCAGAAAAUGAUGACUCUUCAACACCUUCAAGUUCUCAGCUAUAGUCCUUGAAAACUGGAAGAACUCUCAACAGAGAAUUUUACUAAAAACUCUCAAAACCUCAAGAAAGACUGAACUAUAUUAUAUCAGAACAAAAAUGAGCACCACCAAGAAAGACCCUCCAAAUCCUUAUACUAAUAUAUUUUCCCUGGACUUAAUCAGAUCUCCUUAGAGGGUUAUAUUUUUCUUGUUGGCCAAAGAUUCUUGUUCCGAGUUGUUUUGUUCAGUUCUCCUUCUCUUUGUGUACCUUGAGUAACCACAGUUUAUUAGGGAUAGAUUCUUUGUGAACAACCUGGGACCGAUAAGUAUUGUGGUAGUACACCUCUUUAGAAAGUGUUGGAAUGGGUUUCUUUCACUAGCAGAGAAACUCCUGACACCAAGGAAUGAAAUGAGUAACCAACUCUCAGAAAGAUGAAGGGGCGGGGCAUUCAGGCUUGGUUGUGUUUCUCCUCCAAUCCCUGCCAAAUGCAAAUGGAAAUUUCAAAAGAUGGCUCCUAGUUGGCUCAAGAAGAUGAGA